This is a messenger RNA of Homalodisca vitripennis (glassy-winged sharpshooter), 2603 nucleotides long. RefSeq names its product interferon-inducible double-stranded RNA-dependent protein kinase activator A homolog. The transcript has 3 exons. The coding region runs from base 347 to 1720 and encodes 457 amino acids. The record is from RefSeq and is a predicted model, not a curated record. NCBI's taxonomy places the organism in Eukaryota, Metazoa, Arthropoda, Insecta, Hemiptera, Cicadellidae.
AUUUUUUUCGGUUAGUAUACCACCUAUGAACGUUUUAGUACUGUAAUUCUGCUGCUCCUGUCAGUGUUGUCAUCUAUUGUAUGUAUGCAUUGAUAAAAAGCAAGAGUUAAUUUAAAGCCAUUCAUUGUACGUGUAGAUAAGACCUAUAGGAUUUUUAUUAGUUUUACCAAAAAUAGUGUUGGAUUAAUAUUUGGGGAACUCGUACUAAAACAAAGGUCUUUUGGGGAGUUCUACCCCACACAUCCCCUCCCUUAGUUGCACCACUGACUCUUUUGUUAAAUUCUGUUGGGUCCAAUGAAACUCUGUUAUAUCGGUUUAUUCCACUGUAAUUGCACAGGAUAAUUAAAUGGCUGUGUUUCUCGGAGAGAAUGGAGAACUGGCUAUGGGAAACAAGACACCAGUUACAAUCCUGCAGGAGAUUCUACAGAAGAAAGGUCUCGUACCACAUUAUGAGUUGAUAUACAAUGGUACAGGAACCCUGGAUCCUGUGUUCAAGUUUCAAGUCUCUGCUGAGGGCUUGUCAGCAAUUGGGGAUGGAAAGUCGAAGAAACAGGCUAAGCAUGAUGCAGCGGCUUCACUCCUGAAGAGAAUGCUGAAUCGGGGACCUGUUGUUGAUAAUGGCGGAGAGGAAGUGGUAGCAGAGAUCGUUGUGUCACCAUAUGAUGGAUCUGUUCAGACAAACUUUGUUGGACGUUUGGAGGAGAUUUGCGUCAUCAAUAGGAUACCAUUCCCAGUUUAUAUACAGGUAGGGGAAGAAGGGCCACCCCAUGCAAGGAUUUUCUCAAUGAAAUGUCAAUUAUCAUCUAUUUCAGAAACAGCCACUGCAAGAACUAAGAAACAGGCAAAGCAUCUUGUUGCGCAACAGAUGAUCCAAAGAGUUCAAGAGAUUUUGGGUGAGGAGUUUCUCUCUUCUGAUAAUCCUCCAGAACAGAAUGACCUAGCAGAAGGUGAGAAUAUGGAAGUUUCCCCCGAGGAACGGAACCGUUCGGCCAUUGAAAAUGGAACCUUUCGGCACAGUAUUUCAACAUUAUUAGUUGACUUACAGGACGUUUUUCACCUCAAACCUGAUGAAUUUCCACUCUCCCCAAUGUUCAUGGAGCUGCCUCAACAGCCAGAGGGAUUCUAUAAGAAGAUGGAAGAUCCCAUAGAGUUUCUCACAACAUUGGUGAACAGCCUCGGUGGAAUCAGGCGGAUAGUGGAGGUGACACAAACAGACCUCCAAGAGGCUUUAGUGGAGAUAAAUCAGUGUUGCAUGAACUGGGACACUAUUUCGGAAGAAGAAGACAACGAACUGGAUGAAGAAGAAUCUCCAAAUGAAGAAUCUGAAGAAUCCAAAAAACAAGAGAGUGAAGAGUGUUUUGAUGAAGUUAGAUUUAAACCUCCAGAAAGAUAUGACUUGAGUGAUUCAGAUAGUAAUGUACCUGAAAUAGAAAAUUUGAAAGAAGAGACUGAUGAUAAGAAAGAUUCUGAAGCUUUGAGUAAUUUAAAUUUGGAAGAUUUCAGUUUCCCUUGGUUGGUCAAUAAAAGUGGACUUCUGGCUGAAAAAGCUUGUGUAGUGCUAUUAAUAAUAGAGUGUCCCCAAGGAAAGUGGAGUUUUUAUGGUUAUGAUAAUUCGAAAGAGGAGGCUGAAUCAAGAGCUGCCAUUCGUGCCAUCUUGUUUCUCCGAUGUUUGGCCCUCCCAACAUGGAAUCCACCUGUAUUGGAGGAUUGCGAACAAUAAAACAAUUUAAAUAUUUAUGGUUUAAGCGUUAAAAAUCUAUAUUCUCUAUAGCCAAUGUAUAUUCCUCUGACUUAUUGAACAUAAAAACUAUUUAUAGUACUUUUUAAGUUUGUAAAUAGUUUAAAAUGAUUUAUUGAGUGAAGUUAGUAGAAAUAUGCUGCCAAUAAAUUAAAAAUGAAUUAUUUGUAUACGUCGGAAAAAUAUAGUCACGAGAAGGUAAUAAUUUCCUCCUUAAUAUCUCUCGGAAUUAAAUAUUUCAAAAAUUAAUUUUCUAAGAUUAAUUGUUUAAAGCAGCAAGCUGAUUGCUCAGGAGAGGAAUUUUUUGUAUAACCAUUGUUCAUUUUAUUAAUUUAAUACAACUAGAGAAUUAUAAAAAUAACAUUUCAUACAAUUACUUCAUAUAUAAACAAUUGCACGUUUGGUUGAAUAUCAUUUUAGUAUUAUGAUUAUAGUAAACAAUAGCAAAUUUAUAAAACCUAUAACAAAUCUAAUACUGUCUCUUUAAUAUUUGACUUGAUUUGUAACUGGUUAUUACACAGGUUGUAGGUUUAAUGAUAAAAUAGUAUCUACAGAAUAAAUCAUAUAAUGUAAUAAAGUUAUAUAACUAUGUUGUUCUUACAAAAUAAUCUGAUAAAGAUGACUCACCUUGAGCCUCAGUCCAUGAUCUUGAAAAUUGAACACUGUAGAUAUGAAGCCACAAUACAGUAAAAAUGUAUGCCUGGGAAAAAUAGAGAAUUAAAAUUAGAAACAUAGUUUUAAAUUGGAAAUUUUUCUGAGCUUGUCUACUAAAAACUAAGGUAUAUAUCCGUAAUCUGUUACUCUUAUAUUGAAUCUCAUAUUUUUAUAAUAAGAAGCAUUAGUUUAUAAAUAGAAUUUUAUAUUA